AGUAGAUAAUAAAAUCAUGUAGAAGAGAGAAGUAUUAUAAGAAAUUAUACCUUAUCUUCCUAUUGCUUCGAGAAACCCACAUUUCAAGCCAUUCCAGCCUUCAACCUACACCUUGUCUGUAGACCUAGAAUCUAAUUCCACAAAAGUGUCCCUAUAAUGGGGUUUUCUCCUGUUUUCAUCCUCUUUUUCCUCUGCAUUUCAUUCCAUCCAGUAUAUGGCAACUCAGAUUUGAUCCAAAAGACUUGCAAAAACACAAAAUACUAUGAUCUUUGCAUAUCAUCACUCAAAUCUGAUUCCACCAGCUCAAAAUCAGACACAAAGGGAUUGGCGGUUAUUAUGGUUAAAGUUGGAAUUUCAAAUGCAACUGCCACAAAUUCUUACCUUUCUACUCAACUUUCAACCUCUACAAAUGACACAUUGAUGAAGAAAGUCAUGAAGGAAUGUGCACAAAAGUAUGCUUUUGCAAGUGAUUCACUUCGGAAUUCAGUUCAAGAUUUGGGUGCUGAAUUGUAUGAUUAUGCUUACAUGCACGUUAUGGCUGCUGCUGAUUAUCCAAAUGCCUGUAAAAAUGCAUUUAAGAGGUAUUCUGGAUUGGUUUAUCCACCGGAAAUUGCUGUUAGAGAAGAGGGUUUGAAGCAUAUUUGUGAUGUGGUUAUGAGUAUUAUUGAAAAUCUUCUAGCAAUGAACUGACUCCAGUGGUGAAUGGUCGGCCCCAAAUUUAUUGAAAACAAGGUAAUGUACUGAUCAAAGAUUCGAAGCAGCGAAAAAUCGAUCCGAAGUCUAUCAGUAACAAGGCUUAAUUUGUUGUGUGUGUGUUUGUGGGUGUGUGUUUUUUUUUUUUUUUUAAAUGUGUGUGUGUAAAGAUGGACUUAUAUUUUAUUGAUUCGUCAAGUUUCACCUCUGGAUUUGAAUGAAGUUAAUGAAUAAUGUAACGCAUUUUCAUUUUGUCCACAA
This is a messenger RNA of Olea europaea var. sylvestris, 954 nucleotides long. Its product is annotated as cell wall / vacuolar inhibitor of fructosidase 2-like. Gene Ontology annotation, biological process: negative regulation of catalytic activity. The coding region runs from base 157 to 690 and encodes 177 amino acids. Lineage: Eukaryota; Viridiplantae; Streptophyta; Magnoliopsida; Lamiales; Oleaceae. The record is from RefSeq and is a predicted model, not a curated record. The transcript has a single exon. Gene Ontology annotation, molecular function: enzyme inhibitor activity.